AUGACGGUCUUCGCCCAGCGCCUUGUCGAAGCGAAAGGUGGGCGUGUGGAAGGCCACGGCGCAAAAGAGGAGCUGGCAGGCAUAGCAGCCUGGCAUAGCAGCGGCCGCCCGCUGGCAACCUUCGACCUGUUGGAAGACGAGUUGGAGAGGGCAGCUUGGGCUGGAAUCCCUCCGAAAACCGCGCAGUCCCAGGAGUUCACGACUUUGAGCCAAUGGUACCGUGCCAACUCUCCCCCGCGUACGCCCGCUGACACCCUGUCUGGAUGGUACUUCGACGGACAGCCGCGUCCAGACUCGAGUCAGCCCGGCACCACGGAGCAGUACCACAUCGGCUCCUUCUUAGGCCGUUAA
This is a messenger RNA of Symbiodinium sp. CCMP2456, 351 nucleotides long. NCBI's taxonomy places the organism in Eukaryota, Dinophyceae, Suessiales, Symbiodiniaceae. The record is from the annotation of a GenBank genome assembly.